CACAGCCAGUGCAACAACCAUAGCCGGUACAACAACAACAGCCGCUCUAACAACCACAGCAGCUGGAGCAACAACAGCCACUCCAACAACCACAGCCAGUGCAACAACCGAGGCCGCAGCAACAACCACAGCCGCAGCAACAAACACAGCCUCAGAAAUAACCAUGAUCGGUGCAACAACCACGGCCGGUGCAACGAACACAGCAACAACAACAGCCGGUGCAACAACCACAGCCGCAGGAACAACCAUGGCCGCUCCAACAACCACAGCCGCAGCAGCAACAACAGUCGGUGCAACAACAACAGCCACAGGAACAACAGGUGCAGCAACAACCACAGGCAGUGCAACAACCCUAGCUGGUGCAACAACAACAGCCGCUCUAACAACCACAGCAGCUGGAGCAACGACAGCUAGUGCACCAACAACAGCCGGUGCAACAACCAUAGCCGGUACAACAACAACAGCCGCUCUAAUAACCACAGCAGCUGGAGCAACGACAGCUGGUGCAACAACAACAGCCGCAACAACCAUAGCUGGUGCAACAACCACAGCCAGUGCAACAACCAAGGCUGCAGCAACAACCACAACCGCAGCAACAAACACAGCCACAGCAAUAACCACGAUCGAUGCAACAACCACAGCGGGUGCAAAAACCACAGCCGCAGAAACAACCACAGCCGCAGCAGCAACAACAGGUGCAGCAACAACAACAGCCGCAGGAACAACAGGUGCAGCAACAACCACAGCCAGUGCAACAACCCUAGCCGGUGCAACAAUGAUGGCCGCAGCAACAACCACAA
This is a messenger RNA of Larimichthys crocea (large yellow croaker), 800 nucleotides long. RefSeq names its product spore coat protein SP65-like. The transcript has a single exon. Lineage: Eukaryota; Metazoa; Chordata; Actinopteri; Sciaenidae. The annotation marks the transcript as partial. The record is from RefSeq and is a predicted model, not a curated record.